This is a messenger RNA of Drosophila gunungcola (fruit fly), 4126 nucleotides long. RefSeq lists its product as uncharacterized. The record is from RefSeq and is a predicted model, not a curated record. Lineage: Eukaryota; Metazoa; Arthropoda; Insecta; Diptera; Drosophilidae.
AUGUCCGCCACUCUGUUCGAGAUGGCAUCGCAAGCGGAGGUACAGCAGCAUUUGGUCUGCCUGGAGGAGCAGCAGCAGCUGAUUGUGGGCAUGAGCAGCCUGGAGCUGAGCGAAUCCGUGGUCACGCCGAGCAAUUGCGAUGGUAGCGACAGUGGGCUGGAUGUGGCCAGUUGUUGCCUGUCGCGGGUCACCCUGCAACGUGGCCUGAGCAGCACCAGUGGCGGCUACACCAGCAGCAAUGGUCUAGAGGAGAUCUACGACAGCUGCGAACUGAAGGUGGCCACUGUGACCCAAACUCCCAGUGAGACGGGCAGUGAAAAGACGACGCCGCCCAGGAGAACUGGUUCGGUGAAGAAGAAAGUGGCCAUGUUUGAGCCGGAGCCCAUGGGAACUCCGGCCAAGGAUCAAUUGCGUGGUCGAGUGGCCAACUUAAAGAGAGCCGAAAGCCUGCCCAGAAAUAGUGCGGCGCCGGGAACGCCGACCACUUCCGCUUCGAACAAGUCGCGCCUUUCGACCUCCUCCUCCUUUCGAGUGCCCAGCUCCACUGCCACGCCCACUUCGGUCCGCCUGGCACGCCCCCAGAAACCGGAUACGCUGCCCAAUGCCCUGAAUCGCGCCCAGUCCGUCCAGCGGCUCACCCAUGUGCAGCGCACUCCCUCCCUGAGUCGAGCUAGAACACCGGGAACUCCCUCAGACGAUGGUCGUUGGCCGGCGAAUCGGGGGGCAGCUCGUCGCGGGAUGUCAGUGACCCCCGAAGUGACGGCAAACAGGAUGCGGGGCAGUCCUGCGCCCGGAGGAACGCUACCGCGUCGCCGGAAGCAGCAGUCCGUGGAGGAUCUGACCGGUGGUCGUCUGUCCAGAAGCAACUCCAUCAGCCGAGCAGCCGUGGAUUCCCGCAUGACCUCCUCCGUGAUGGUGGUUCCGACGAGUCGUAGGAGCUUGGCUCCCGCCACCGCCAAGGUUAAUUCCCUGCGGAGACCUCAGCCGGUGAUGCCCAGGACACGAAUUUAUCACGAGACAGCCGUGCAAACGGCUCUUACCAGUGAGGAUCUGGAGCAAGUGCUGGGCGGUGGCAUGCUGCAAACCCGUGCCCUGGACGCCGUGGAGCAGCGGAAUCAGAGCACCCAAGCAGAGCCGGAUCAGAGGGACUUUGAGCUGGAGCAGCUGCGUCAGGAGGUGCGCCAGCUAAGUGGAAAACUGCAGCGCGAGCGGGAGGAGAAGCUGGCCAUGCAGCAGGAGCUGCACCUAAAUACGGAGCGGGUGAUGGGCAUGCUGGAGCUGGCGCGAGUGGCGAGUGCCAGUGCGGGCACACCCACGUCGGAGGACAGUGGCGAUGGCAGUGGCCACGACAGUCUCCUCAUGCUGGAGUCCCAGAUCCAGAUCAGUGGCCAUGAGCUUUUCGAGCGCCAGCAGGAGAUCGGUCAGCUGAGGUCCAUGUGUCGCGCCCUGCAGCUGGAAAUGCGAAGAUCCCUGGCCACUCAGCAAUUGCUGCUGCAGGAAAAGGCCGCCAUUGAACAGGAGUCCAGUGAACUGCAGGAUUUCCUGCAACACGAGAAGGCAGCCCAGUGCGAUGCUCUGCGUGACUUGGAAGCCGACUACCAAGCCGUCAAAUCCCAGUUGGCCAAUCGCGAGGAGGAGGCCAAAGUGCUGCGCGAUGAGUGCCGGCAUCUGGUGCGGCUUAAUGAGCAGCGUCGCCAGGAGAACCGUCUGCUGCAGACUAAGUUCUCCGCCUUGGAGAACAAAUCGAGGGAGCUAAUUCACCAGCAGAAUGCUUCGGUGGCCGGGGCUUCCACUGCCCUGUCGGGAUUGCACUCCCGUUUGGAUGGACUGGUGGAGCAACUGGUCUACUCCUACAGUAUUUCCGAGCAGGACUUGGAGGACAUUCGCUUCCAAGCGGAAUCGGAGCAGGUUCAGAACGGCCAAAGGCCCAAUGGCCUGGACCUGCCCAUCUGCCCUGCAGCCACUGGCGAUGCCAUUCACACCCUGGUCCUGGCCAGUGAUGGCUCCUUGUCUCCCCAGCGCAAUCAGUCCUUUAUAGCCGCUGUCAUCGGUGCCAUUCGCCAGGCCACCACCCAUUCCGGCAAGCGGUUGUCUCUUCGCCAGACGGGAAAACGGAACGGAGUGGCAGCAGGAUCGGCUCAGGCGGGGAACACAGGAGCCACGGCUCAUGAGCCUCAGGGAAAUGGAGACGAUUCCGAUUCCACGGAAAUGCUGGACUCUGAGACGGCCUGCCUCCUGAUGAUGGACAAUGUGUUGGAGGAUGUGGUUCACCCGGAUUCGCAUUCGCACAACAUGGUUUCCUCCUGCACGGGAAUGAUAUCCCAGAUAGAGCUGCCCACGGAAUUGAUUAGUCAAUGUAGCCAUCAGAACAAUUUGAAUGGAGGAACAGGAGGCGAUGACUCCCUGCAGCAGUUGUCCCAGGCCAUCACCAACAGGCAGCAAAUGGAGCUGCAUAUGCACAAGAUGAAUGGCCUGCCCAUGAAUCCUCGCGAUCAGUGUAACACAGAGGAGCUGAGUUGCCAUGAUUCACUGGCGGAGCUGGCCGAGUUGCCCUCGCUAAUGGAAUACAGUACCGCUCAGGCUGUGGUGGAUCAGGUGAUCGAAGUGGACACCUUGGUGACCAAAUUGCUCAAGGUCCUGCGACUGGUUCAGCUGGACAACGACAAUUGCAUACAGCAAUUGAUAGUUGACAAGAACAAACUGCAGCAGCAUAAGGAGGACAUGCUGGAGAAACUAAAAGACUUGGAGGACAUCAAUCUGAAGCUGCAGGACGAACUCAUGGACGCUACCCAGGAGCUGAUGAUCAAGGGCAGUGACCUUGGCGGCGCCAAGGCCGAAAUGCAGCGCCAUCGCAACGAGAUCGACCGUCUCAACGAGGACAUCUGCACUCUGAGCACACUCUGCAGCAGCUACAAAAAGCUGUCGCCCACCACGGAGUUCCCGCCCAUGCGACUGCUUUCCCCAAGCCAGGACUCCGAGCAGGGCGAUGUCCUGGGAAUCCUCAAUCUGCUCAAGAUGUGGCAGGCGGGCGGGCAGCUGCAGGAUCCACGAGUCAGCGGAUACCUCCAAACUAUGGCUGGCAGCCAGAUCCAAAACAUACAUCAGGAUAACAAUAAUGUGGAACGCCUUAGGAUCUAUGCCAAUCAACUUGAGCAUGUGUCCCGUGUCCUGGACGAUGGUCUGCUCAUGGAGCUGCAUGCCCCGCUCCAGCAAUUGCGGCAGGACAUCGAGGUCGUCAGGACGAAUGCCAACUGGACGCAGCUGCUCGAACUCAACGAAACGGAUCACAAUGCCAAUGGCGAUGUGCCGUCCACCACGCCUUGAAUUGUGUCAAAAACUGUUGUUAUUCGUCUAGUUAACUAUUAGAUCUUGAGCGUAGGGUACUUUUACGUAGUUAGUUACAAAUGUUUGCGUCCAAUUCAAAGCGAAACUGGCAUCGAUUGCAGUUCUAGAUGUUUUAGCCACGUCCAAAGAAAAGUAUAUUUUAAAGAAAUCAUUGCAUUCCAUAUGUCGACUAAAUUUAUAAAAGUCACUGCACAAGUGAUCUUAAAAUACAUUUCAGUUAGUUAUUGCAUUUCACUUAUGUAGCAUGCAUUGCAACAUUUACAAAUUUCUAUGCUGCAUACUUUUCGUCUGAAAAUGUUUUUCUGUGGCCCUGUUCAAUAGUAAUGGCUUAACCAGUAUUCGGUCUCAAGUAUUAUGCAAAUUCCUAGAAAUAAAUUUAUCCUACAGUUAAGUUGAGUAGCACUUUAAAAAUAAAUGCUCCAUCAUGCCACAUUAGUUAUGCAAAAUAACGCCAAUCACAAAGCAGACUUAGAAUAAAUUAGUUUUGUUCGAAGAAGCGAACAUUUGCUUAUAGGUAAACGCCACAAAUAUCCUUUGAGAUACGGCAUGCCUCAAACCGAAUACCUUGCCGCAUUGCCAAAACUAUAAUUGCAGCUACAAUUUGCUAUUCAGUCAUUAGUGGAAGGUGAAAAAAGGGUUUAGACUAGGCCAGACCCCGCGUACUGAAAUGAUAACUAAUGCGUUCGAAUUCGAAAGCAAGCUGUUUGUUUAAUACACGUACAAUAAAUAAGCAUAAACUAAAUACAUAUGUAUAAAAAUCAACUAUAAAUGAUAAAAACAA